AGAGCUGGCGGGAGGCGCGGCCGGAUGGGGGAGCAAACCGGCCGAGCUGCGGCUUUGUGCCGGAGCCGCUGGCCUAUAGAGCGCCCUGCGGCCUCUACAAUGUGCCUUGUCGCCCCGUGCCAGAACUUACAGACAUCGGGACCCACCCCAGCCGAGCCCGGCCGCCCCGGAGCGGAGCCUGAGCGUGGAAGAGCCGUGCCUCGCACCGGAGCCGAUCAGAAACCGGCACCGCGGGUGCCCGGGUACCCAGCGAGCGCCAGCCCCGCAAGCAGCGGCGACCGCGGGGUCCGAAAGUCGCCGGUGCUGGAGCUGGAGUCACCCAUGGAACACUCACCGGUUCGGGGCACCGAAAGCCAGAGCCACCAUUUCUCUGCGGCCCCCCGAGACAAAGCCAUCAUCGGUACAAUACCAACAGCCGUGCCCGAUCCAGAGUGUAGCAGACUCCAUGGCAGCAGCUGUGAAAGUGACACCCCAGUGCUACAGAUGUGGACAGCCAGGCCACCUAAAACCAACUGUCCCUGUGAGUCUACACUACCAGGAACAAUUAAUGGACAAAGGAAUACAGCUUGUAUCCAGUGUGGAAAAACCAAUCCAGUGACCAGACAAUGCAGAUCCCAAAUUCAUUCUGACAGAUCUUCCUUUAAGGAUCAGGGAAACGCGAGACCCAGUGUGAAGGGGAGAUGUGCGAUGAUGAUACGAGCACCUUUUCGCCUUCCUGUCAGAGCCUGUGGCACCAGCUCACAGGAAGGACCAGAGGAGCAGCUGCAAUGGGUGUUUCCACAUCCAUCUUAACAAGCAUAAGCACUUUAAAGGUACACAGGGUCCGUCUUGAGGUCCACGGGCUCAUCGGGAGAGGACUGAGUGCACUGCUGAUUGGAAGAUCCAGUGUUACUCUACAAGGUAUUUUUGUGUACCCUGGUGUUCCUGAUGCAGAUUUCACUGGGCAGAGACAUGCUGUGGUUUCAACUCCUAUUCCACCCGUGACAAUCCCCACAAAAACACAAAUUGCCCAACUCAUCCCUUUUAAGUCUCUUGUCCCCAAAACAGAGCCCAGAGAGCGAGGUGAGCGAGGCUUUGGAUCCACUGGAGAGCCCCAGGUGUGCUGGACUCAGGUCAUAAGUGAUCCAAGACCUAAUAUGGUGUGCCCUGUUCCGAUGCCUCAGGCGAGGCCAUUGCAAAUCAAGGUCAGAGGGAUGGCUGACACAGGGGCAGAUGUUACCAUCAUCUCUGCCCACACCUGGCCAUUAUCAUGGCCCACCACAGCUGCAGGAGCUGCCAUUGCUGGCCUUGGGGAGACUACACAGAGCUGCUGGAGCAGCAGAUCUGUGUUGGUCAAAAAUCCCAAAGGUCAAACAUCUAUCAUCCAUCUGACCAUCCAUUACUGCAGCAGCACUUAGUCUGUGGGGGAGGGAUGUUCUUUCUGCAUGGGGAGUUAGGGUAGGAAGGGAUUUUUAACAGGGACCGCUGUUUUAAAAGGUGUGAAAUAUCC
Cyanistes caeruleus (blue tit) is the source of this 1489-nucleotide messenger RNA. Lineage: Eukaryota; Metazoa; Chordata; Aves; Passeriformes; Paridae. The record is from RefSeq and is a predicted model, not a curated record.